Molecule: messenger RNA, 438 nt
Organism: Penaeus vannamei (Pacific white shrimp)
Lineage: Eukaryota; Metazoa; Arthropoda; Malacostraca; Decapoda; Penaeidae
Source: RefSeq, a predicted model, not a curated record
GGCACGAUGGCACUGGCAUGGAUGUACACCCUGCGCAGCGUUCGAUACCUGGUGCUGAAGAAAGGCGGCAAGACCCUGGCCUUUGUCACCUUCACUCCUUUCGGCAGGAACAGGACCCUCGCUGUCCCCUUGGAGAAGGUCUCUGCGAAACAGAGCCGAAUGACAGCCACAGUUCACCUGCCGCUCAAAGUGAAGGGCAAAUACUUUCACUACAUCUUAGACAUGCGCGGCCAGUUCCCCAAUGCGAAGCUCUUUGACUACUCUGCCGGACUCAGGAGAAAUUGGGCGCAGUAGGGCAAGCGGUGGAGCCAGUUUGUGACCUUUUUAUCCAAUAUCCCUUACCCCCCAUCUAAGGGAUGUUUGCAGGGGUGAAUCGUGUUGUAGGCACUUUUUUUUUUAGAGUGGGUGUAAAUAGUAAUAAUUACUGUUUUUGAUAUA